Messenger RNA from Sardina pilchardus (European sardine), 1514 nucleotides. RefSeq names its product membrane-spanning 4-domains subfamily A member 4A-like. Lineage: Eukaryota; Metazoa; Chordata; Actinopteri; Clupeiformes; Clupeidae. The record is from RefSeq and is a predicted model, not a curated record. Gene Ontology annotation, cellular component: membrane. The transcript has 8 exons. The coding region runs from base 104 to 889 and encodes 261 amino acids.
CACAAGUUUGUGCUGGUCCUAAGGUAACACUGUUUAUCUGUUAUUGGGACACAUCUCCUAUACCCUUCUACAUUCAAUCAGAACUCGACAAAGGUACUCCACAAUGAACAACUGUGGUCCUUCUUCCAAUGGCUUUGUGGUCAUUACCCAUGUGUAUCCACAACAAAGUGCCCAGAGUCAUGUUUUACCCCAGACUGGAGCUGUUCCAGCAGUCUCAUCUCCGCUUGGGAAAUUCCUUAAAGGGGAACCAGCAGUCCUGGGAACGGUCCAGAUAAUGACUGGCAUUGUUGUAUUCUUGUUUGGCAUUGUGACUUCAUUUCAUUCAUCAACAGCGUCCUCUUCCUGUGGCAUCAUGUUCUGGGGAUCAAUUAAUUACAUUGUAGCAGGCUCUCUUACUGUUAUCGCCAAUAAGAAGCUCUGUCCGUGUAUGCUCAAGGCAUCACUGGUGGUGAAUGUCAUAGGCACCAUAACCGCUGGAAUCGCCAUUAUCGUACAUGGCUUUGAUUUCCUUGUCCUAGGAUUCUUUUAUCACAGCUGUUAUGAAGACCAUGACAGCUAUGAUUGUUGGAAGAAUAGGAGAUUGUUUUUGACCAGGGCAAGGGGGAUUGCUGGAGUGAUGAUAGUUUUGUCAGUGCUAGAGUUCAUUGUUUCCAUUUGCAUAUCUGCAUUUGUCUGCAAAGCCACCUGCUCCUCAAAUACUCAGGUGGUCAUUUCCAACCCGGUGCCCCCACCUUUCCCCGUCUCCAGCGCUUCUGCCCCUCCACUGAACACCUGUGAGAUGCCUCUCUUCCUACCCAGUGUGGGUUCCCCUUUUCAUCACAGCAGUGUUGAUGGUUCAAGGGAUGGCAAAGCUGAAGAUCUGCCCCCAGAGUACACCGCUAUCCAAUGAUGAUGAGUCAUGUCCCUUCAUGUAGCCUAGUAAUAAUAAUAAUGAUAACUUAGAUUUGUUUACCGCCUCUCAAGAUAUCCUAGGUCGCUUCACAAAAUAAAAAAAAAGGAGGGGAAGGCCUCUUUUGAACAAGCCUGGGAGGGGGCACUGCACGUUGAGAGGUAUAGGCUAUAGAUUAUUCCAUAGACUGGGAGCAGCAGCACAGCAGUGGCAGGGGAGACCAGCAUCUGGUGACCUUUCAAGUCAAAUCAUAUGUCAAGUCAAGUCAAGUCAAGUCAAGUCAAGUCAAGUCACAUUUAUUUAUAAAGCACAUUUUUGUAAGCACAAAGUGCAAACCCAUAUAUAUGUGUGCUCUUGAGCAAGGGUGAAUAAUUCAAUGAAAGUAAAUAAGCUCUGGAGUCAAUUAGCAUGUUCUGAGUCACUUCUUUGAAUUGCAUCUCAAUUGAUUGCUAAACGAAACAAGAUUAUAUCAUCAUCCCGUAAGCCUACUUCUGUUCAAAGAUUUAUAUUGGUCAUAAUAGCCUAGAUAAUGUUGCCCUGUUGUUGUGUAAUAAUAUAGCCAUCAUUAUAGCCUAGUGUAUCAUUGUGAUCUCUUACAGUCACUUGCAUGCGUGAAAUGUCUUAA